AUGGCCCGUGCCGUCAUUAAAUCCACUUUGGGUUUAGCCCAGCCCCGCGUUCUUCGCUUCGCCUUCAGCAUCGAUGUGCAGGCAUUUUCGACACCAGACUGGCUUCUGAGGCUCGCAGUCGACAGCGGUAGGGCCCAUGUGAGCGCUUACACGUUCCAGCCGACCUCAAAUCCACUCGUCUCCGAUUUGGGCGCUAUCAUGUACCACGCGAUGUUCUCGAAAUCCCCUAGCCGACUUCCGGCGUCGAACUGCGCACCUGAAAGUGACAAUGAGUUAUUUGUUAUGCUCAGCCUCAAAAUUCACCAGAGUCGAGAAGGUGUAGUCUUGACGUGA
Molecule: messenger RNA, 333 nt
Organism: Parastagonospora nodorum SN15
Lineage: Eukaryota; Fungi; Ascomycota; Dothideomycetes; Pleosporales; Phaeosphaeriaceae
Exons: 2
Coding region: 1-333 (110 amino acids)
Source: RefSeq, a predicted model, not a curated record